AUGGGGCAUGGUUUGGAAACACUCACCAGCGCCCUGGGCUGGCUCCAAGAGCGAUGCCGCUGGGCAUACUGGCUUGCCAACGUCGUCUCAUGUAGCGUGAUGAUCGGGUGCGCCGUCUUCGACCCCAUCAGCGCCACCGAGGGUCAUCGAUACUGCGACGUGGCCGGAUGCUAUACUGGGCCCCCAGGUUUGGUUCUCCUCUUGGUCAUCAUCAUCCCCGCAGGCCCCUUCCGGACGGACUUGGUUGCCUGGCUUCCGCUUUACCUCGCCACGCUGAGCUUGGUGACGGCAUCGGUCGCUCACAUCAUGGACUGGCCCCCUGCCGCUACGGACCGUUCCGCCGACCGUAUCGACCUCGAAAACCAGGACGACACCGAGCCCGACGUGGAGGGAAGAGGAGGCCCGCCCAGCCCUGCGGUGGUCCGCUGGAUGAGUGAGCUUCCUUCCAGAUACGUCUUCGGCCUGGACCACGACCACUCCCGCCUCGUCUCGUACUCCGACAGGAGGUCCGGCACCACAAUGUCCCUCUCCAGCACGCCCGGCCAUGCCAGACCGUCGUGGGGAUGGCGCGUCCUCGGCUUCUGGCUUGACCCGCUCGCUUUGGCCCUUGGUCGGCAAAGGCCGCCGCCCCGGAGGCUGAGCCAUGAUUCUUUGGACGAGCCAUUGGACCCUUACCACGAUGACGUUGCGCCCGCCGACCAAGAGCCGUGA
Molecule: messenger RNA, 711 nt
Organism: Cryphonectria parasitica EP155
Lineage: Eukaryota; Fungi; Ascomycota; Sordariomycetes; Diaporthales; Cryphonectriaceae
Exons: 2
Coding region: 1-711 (236 amino acids)
Source: RefSeq, a predicted model, not a curated record